AUGACGGCACCAGUGUUGGGGGCUACCAUGCUAACCAUUGCGCUCCACCUCGUCACCUCUGGAAGCCUGGCAACGAUACCGGAAGGAGCAAACAAGCACGAGCACGCGGUGUUGUGCGAAGUACUAGCGAUUGUAGAUGCCGACCUCGACAUACCCCCACAAGAAAGUGUCGACGAGGCAAGCUACAACAAAAUACGUAACCUCAAUUUUUCGACAUCGACGACCGACUGGCGGAAGACGUUCUACUCAGACGACGCUCUAACGAAACCCCACCCAGAGGCCCAGCCGGCGCACAAGAAAAUAGCAGACUACGCCAAAUACUGGCCAGACUGGCAUGGGGCGGCCACAGCAUUAGCAGCAACGAAGAAACCAGACGAGGUUGAGAAAGCCAAACUGGACGAGCUAACACACCAGAGCCGGCAGAUAGCACACGCCCGCGUACGGGCUAUAGCAGAAACAGCUCGGGCGGCUAAAGAAAAGGCGCUACAAACAGCCGGCGAAGCCGAAGUAAUCGACAAGGCGGAGGAGCUGAAAGCACUGAAAACAGUUUUUUUCGGAGCAGAUUCCGCAGCGGCGGCGACGGUAACGACAACAAAUGCGUUCGGCACGGGAACAAUCAACGCCCGGCAAACAGCAUGCGAGGCAGACCCAGCAGAUGGCAAGGCGAAAACUCUAGUCGCACAGCUAAUGUGCGUAUGCACAAAAGCGACUCAAGGGUCGGCCCUCAGCAAAGCAUGCACAGCGGCAGCAGACGGCAGCCAGGGAUGGAACAGCGGUUCGGGGUCUCCCGCUGACACUGACGCCAGCGCAGUCGCCAAAACGUGUGCAAACACCGGAGAGAGCAAGAUAACCGCCACGCGCUUGCGACAAGCAAUAACCAACGUCGCAAAACUAGUACACCUAACAAGCGACGGUACCGGCUACAUCGGCGUAUACCAAGCAACAGGUUGCACCGGGGCCGACAACGCCGGCAUGUGCGUCAAGAUACCAAACUAUAAAUCGAAUCCUACAGACGGGAUUAAAAAGCUACAGUGGACAUCAACCCUGGAAAACCUCGCUAACAAACUAGAAGCUAGAACCAGGUACAACACCAUUAUCUCUAAACUAAACGAACAGCUACGAUCCAGCUCAGAGCAAGCCGAAGAAACUAUUCAACUAACAAAGCGAGAAGAAGCCGCUAGAUCAACAGCCACCAAAGAACAAACUCAAAAGUCCACCACAGCGACUCAGGCGCAAAACACCCUCAUUAAUGAGUGCGAAAAAAUAACCAAAGCAGCGCAAUGCAAGGAAAAAAAGCCGGCAUGCGAAUGGCAAAACAAAGCCGCCGAAGAUGGCCCCCACUGCAAAUUGAAUGCGACGAAUGUAGAACAACAAGCAACUCAAGCAGGAACAGGAGAUGGAGCUGCAGCAACAACAACAGAUAAGUGUGGUGCGGCAAAAACUCCUGAGGAAUGUGCUGCAGUAAAGGGUGAAAUUCCGAAAGAUAAAAAAGCUGUUUGUGGUUGGAUUGAAGGCAAAUGUCAGGAUUCCAGUAUUAUUAUCAAUAAGAAAUUCGCCCUCAGCGUGGUUUCUGCUGCUUUUAUGGCCUUGCUUUUCUAA
Trypanosoma brucei brucei TREU927 is the source of this 1599-nucleotide messenger RNA. RefSeq names its product variant surface glycoprotein. The coding region runs from base 1 to 1599 and encodes 532 amino acids. The transcript has a single exon. The record is from RefSeq and is a predicted model, not a curated record. Lineage: Eukaryota; Euglenozoa; Kinetoplastea; Trypanosomatida; Trypanosomatidae.